Perkinsus marinus ATCC 50983 is the source of this 261-nucleotide messenger RNA. RefSeq lists its product as hypothetical. The record is from RefSeq and is a predicted model, not a curated record. Bases 1 to 261 code for a protein of 86 amino acids. Lineage: Eukaryota; Perkinsozoa; Perkinsida; Perkinsidae. The transcript has 2 exons.
AUGGGUAAUAGGUCAAGUAAAUGUUGUACCUGCAACGAGGAUGAGGCCACAGCCGCUGAUUCCGUAGACGCCAAUCACGGCUUUACCGAGCACGACAGACGGGCCAUCGCGGGAGGGGCCUCUCGAGCUGUUGACUACAGUAUCGAGGAAUGGGCGUCCGAUGUGCAUGGCAUCCAGUCCGCUGCCCUCCUACUCACAGUCAUCACCAGUAUGAUGGACGACGACAUGGAGGGAAGCAAGCUUGGGCGGCUGAAGGAGUAG